UUGUUCUAGAGUUUUUUUUUAACUUUAUAAUAUCGAAGAACUAUGCAGGCGGUACAAAGCAUAAAGGAUGGAAUUUGGAAUCUACCCAGCACGGUAAACAGUUUCCUCGGUCGAGAAGAAAUGACUAAUACAGCUCCAGAAGAUAUUGAUACUAGCGAUAACAACAAUAACAAUGCCGGUAUCGAGAAUGCAUCCAACGGAGGCGAAACUGAUGAUGACAUCGCUGAUAACAGUCCUUCCGAGACAGAAGCGGAGGAAGCGGCCUUGGAAUCGACGGUGUCGAUAAACUCGCCAAUCCUUUGUGACGAAAAUGAUUUGCUCAGUGGAUCCCAUGCAAUACCGUUUGCUUUAAUAAAGGAAGAGUGGCAGCUUGUGCUGGACUGUGAUGCGUCCAUUCCGCAAAUCGAAUCGGCCAUCACGAAGUGCAAGGAUCUGGUAUUACGCACUAGUUCUGCAACGGAAACUGAAAAUCGGAAUUGGCUCGUUCGGCAUCUUAUUGAACUCCGGCAUCGACUGAAAGAGCUUCAGGAUGUUCAUGACGAUCCUGAUACGGUACCGACCGGAAUGAAAGUCAUUUUGGGUCAUCAUUUUGUAGCGCAUAAAAGUUAUCCCAAAUGUAAGGUUUACUGCGAUCAUUGCUCCGGGAUUGUUUGGAACGUAAUGCAGGCGUCCUACCGUUGCAGCGAUUGCUCAUUCACUGUUCACCACAAGUGUAUACGAAAUGUGAUAAGAAUUUGUGCGCACGUUAUCACUGCAGAGCAUAAUUCACCCAUCGAAUGCAUUUGUCCGGAAAUUGGUCUCGCUUUUCAAAAGUAUACCUGUGCCGAAUGUGGAUCGCAACUUAGUUGUAAUGAUUCAAGCGCAAUUGGUUGCUUCGGCAUUGAACUUAAAGCGGAAAAACUUAUUUCAAUCCAGCCACGAUUAUGCGACUACUCAGGGCUUUACUACUGCUCGGUGUGCCACUGGAACGAUACCAUCGUUAUUCCGGCUCGGAUAAUGAACAACUGGGAUUUCAAACCGCGUAAGGUUUGCCGAGCAUCCCUACAGCAGAUUCGUUUGCUAUACAAACGCCCAAUCAUUGAUCUUGAACAAAAAAAUCCGCGCUUAUUUGCUUUGGUUUCCAAGCUUAGCAUAACGAAACGAUUCCGUCAGAAGCUCCAGCAUAUGCGACGAUAUUUAACGGUUUGUCGGAUUGCGGAAGAAUUACGUUUGGUUAGAGAAACUAUCGGUAGUAGGAGGCAUCUAAUGCAGUCGGAUAAUAUGUACAGUGUAGCGGAUUUAGUCGGAAUAGAAAACGGUACUUUACUGAACUUUUUACAUACCGCCCAUGGCGCAUUUGAGCGACACAUUCGAAACUGUUUGAUAUGCUCUGGAAAAGCGUACAUAUGUGAAAUAUGCAAUAAUGAUGAAGUUAUUUUUCCCUUCGACGAUGAUGCUGUUUCGUGCGCCCAGUGCAGUUCUGUCACUCAUCGGCAAUGCCAGAUGAGAAAAAAGAUGCAAUGCCAGAAAUGCGUCCGCCUCCGUGUACGAGAACAGCGGCUGCUAAAUGAAAUUUUGGAUGCUGCUAACGGAAAUUAAAUUAUCAACGAAAGCUUAAUAGUAAUCGCACAGCAACUUGAAACUAAUUGUGAAGAAAUCGCACUGCUAUAGUGUUCCAAACUCUCAAGUGUGGAAGUCGUUAAU
Molecule: messenger RNA, 1683 nt
Organism: Sabethes cyaneus
Lineage: Eukaryota; Metazoa; Arthropoda; Insecta; Diptera; Culicidae
Product: differentially expressed in FDCP 8 homolog
Exons: 5
Coding region: 43-1578 (511 amino acids)
Source: RefSeq, a predicted model, not a curated record